AUGGUUUCCGUCAAACUCAACCUCAUCUUAGUUGCUUGUGCCGCCACUGCUGCGGUGGCUGCCCCCGUGAACGAUGGCUCUGCCCCUGUGUUGGUUCCUCGCGCUGAGGUAUCCGUCUUCAUGUGUACCGACCGAGGCUUUAGAGGAGACUGUAUGAACGAUGUAAUUCAGACUGGAUCAUGCUACAACGUGCGCUCCGAAUUCAUCGACCGUAUCAGUUCUAUUCGGAACAAUGAUCGAGAUCGCAACACUUGUACUUGGUACCGUGAGCGUGAGUGCCGCGGUGACAGCUACCGCAACCAAGACGACAGCAACCUUGGCGAUGGAAAUGGGCGCUUCAAUGACGCUAUCCGCAGCUACGAGUGCAGGAGGAAAUAA
Molecule: messenger RNA, 378 nt
Organism: Colletotrichum gloeosporioides
Lineage: Eukaryota; Fungi; Ascomycota; Sordariomycetes; Glomerellales; Glomerellaceae
Exons: 3
Coding region: 1-378 (125 amino acids)
Source: RefSeq, a predicted model, not a curated record